AUGGCGUCGCCGCGGAGUCCGGCACACGCAUCCAUUUUAUCAGGAGCCCGGCGCGGCGGCGCUCAGGAACGAAGGCUGCGGUGUGGAAGGCCGGGCCGGCUCCGCGCUCAGCGAGCGGAGACCCCGCGGCCGCCGCAGGUGCAAGCGCCGCAAGCCCCGCCCCGCCCGCCGCCCCAGCCAACCGCGGGCGGCGGGGGCGGGGCCUGGACCCGCCACACCUGGGGCGGCCGCCCGGCCGUGUCCCAACCACGCUGCCCACAGCCCGCGGCCCGCCGCUCAAGCCCGCCGCCCCGCCCCACCCGCGUCCCCGGCCCCUGCCUGCCCCGCGACCGGUGCGAGGCCCGCCCUGCCCACCCGGCCGGAGUCGUCCCCUCAGUCCCGCCGCCGCGCCGCCCCAGCCGUUUCCACAACGGCUCCGCCUCAACCGUCGGGAGGCUGGCCGUCCGCCCGCUCGCCCACCCGCCGCUGCUGGAGACCGGCCCGGCGUCACGGCCCCCCUCCACGCAGCCCCGCUGUCAGGGAGGCCCGGCCCGGCGCCCGGCUCUACCUGCGGCUGGAGGAAGCCUCCCCGUCCGGGCCCGGGAGCCGCCGCCACGGCCGCCGACUCGAGUCGCGUCUCUGCUCUCCGCGACCGCCGCGGCUCUUCAGGCGGCCGACGGUGGGCGGGAAGCGCCCGCCCAAUCAGCGCCGCGUGCGUUCGGAAUCGCGUCCAAUCAGCGCAGCUCGCAGUCCAGGCUCCGCCCCUCGUGCUCGCCGGCGACGCAGGGGUCGCCAGAGGCCGAAGCCAGGGGCGCCGCGGUGGGCGCGGCUCGGGGCCGGGCCGGGUAG
Neomonachus schauinslandi (Hawaiian monk seal) is the source of this 828-nucleotide messenger RNA. Its product is annotated as translation initiation factor IF-2-like. The record is from RefSeq and is a predicted model, not a curated record. The transcript has a single exon. Lineage: Eukaryota; Metazoa; Chordata; Mammalia; Carnivora; Phocidae. The coding region runs from base 1 to 828 and encodes 275 amino acids.